UUUCCUAAAAUUCUUCUAUUAUAUACUACGAUAUGUCUUUUUUCAAUUGGUACAAAAAUCAUUUAUUCCGAAGACCAAUUCUAAUACAAACCAUUACUAUCUACUGUUUUUACAGAACUUUAAGACUUGGAGGAUUUGGUUUAUGUAUAGCUGGACCAUCCACGACUAUCUGGGUGCAUUUAAAGAGACUAGUAUACAUAGUCAUAGUGGGUGCAUUGUUCUUUAAAAAUCCCAUGUUAGGACUAUUAACACAUGUCACUUUAGAUCAAGCUAUAUUCGCACCGUAACGGCUGUACAAUUGCUCAAUUUUCAAUUUAUUUCCAUUGAAUUAUAGGACUUUAGUUGUUAAUUGUGUUGCACUUGGUUGGAAUACUUGUUUAUCUGUUAUCAAUAAGAAAAGUUCCGACAAAGCGAGUGUUAAAUAGGAAACGAAAUAAAUGGAAUUGACUACUAGUGAUAAAAUAUUUUGUUAUAAAUAAACUUUAGUUGAUGGUCUAGUAAAAUGAGGAGAUUCUUCGAACGUAUUUAUUCGCGUCUUAUAACUAUCAGUCUCUCUUUCUUUACCGAAAUUGGCAUCAUCUUAAAAGAAGAAGAAACGUCUGAUUCUUCUUUUGCUUCGUUCGAGCAAAUCUUUACAAAAUUAUUUUGAUUAUAUUUAUUAAGUCUAUUACCAUAAAUGAAUUAUUAUAAAACCAGAAAGUCAAUGGAAUGUAACGAUACAAACAAAUUAAAAUAAAGAUACGGAAAAUGACAUUAAAGAAGUAUUCUCUACGAUGAUUUAAAUGAUUUAAUUAAAAUCUAGACAAUAUAAUGAGUUCGAAAAUGAGGAAAUAAAAACGUAAAUGCAAUUACUUGGCAUCUAGUAAUUGUAAAAGGAUGAAAAUUGGUCGAGUUAUACUAUGAUUAUUUAAUGUCAUUAGCAUUGAUAGAUUCCGAUUAAAAUCUUAAUGUCCAUUAGUUCGUCAUUAAUCAAUCACCAUUCAACACAUCCUGAUAGGAGAAUCCAGUGUAUUAUGUUUUAUCCUUCUGCCACUAGAUAGGUUAUAGUUUGGGACGUUCCUUAAGAGUAAUAAUGAUUUCUAUCAAAAAUUUGUGCUUUCCAAAAGAAUUAUAAGAAUAUUUCAUUUAAUGAUAAAUAUGUUACAAGGUUUUUAUAUUUUACAUUCUUAUUUUCAAUUUAUAUACAGAAAUAUGGCAAAACAUAAAUUUGUAAUUAUAUACCGGAAUCAAGCGCUAAUUUACUAGCAUGGUCUUACUCAACGGUAGUAACUUUUUUAAGAAGCGAGGUAUUGAAAUUUCAUCAUGAGAAUAAAAUAUUAACAGCGCGAGACUUCUACGCGGAGUUUAAAGGCGCACAAUAUAUAUCACUUGCAAAAGUAUACGGUUUUCCAUCCAAGUUAUCGGACGUUAUAUAUAAAAUUUGAAUCAUGUUUCGAUAAUUGUGCAAGUCCUAAAUUCGCCAAUCAUUCGUUAUUGAUAUACUGUCGUUCAAACUUCUCUUCCAUUUAUUUUCAUAUAACCAUGAAUAUUUUGAAGCCCAAAGUGGAUUCCAUUUAAGGCUGUCUUUUUUAAACGUGAAUAUUUAUUUUUUUUU
This is a messenger RNA of Rhizophagus irregularis DAOM 181602=DAOM 197198, 1594 nucleotides long. Lineage: Eukaryota; Fungi; Glomeromycota; Glomeromycetes; Glomerales; Glomeraceae. The record is from RefSeq and is a predicted model, not a curated record.